Protopolystoma xenopodis is the source of this 264-nucleotide messenger RNA. The record is from the annotation of a GenBank genome assembly. NCBI's taxonomy places the organism in Eukaryota, Metazoa, Platyhelminthes, Monogenea, Polystomatidea, Polystomatidae.
AUGACAGAGGAACUAAGCGCUAAGCCACCAGCUCGUCUUGUCGUCUACCCGACCUCCAUACAAGUGGCCGGUGCAAAUGGUAUGCAAUUGAAGCUGUCAAACGGCACGUGCUGUGUCAGAGAUUCAAUUCCUAUUUUUACCCCACACGUCUGCUUGUCCAUCGUGCGUGAAUUCACCCGCAGUCGCGUGUGCAUGCAUGUAUGCGUGUGUGUGAAUACAGUCAGUUGGGCACGAGCAGUUGGCGAGGCUGUUCUGAAUGUCUAA